This is a messenger RNA of Acanthamoeba castellanii str. Neff, 921 nucleotides long. RefSeq names its product 4nitrophenylphosphatase-like protein. The record is from RefSeq and is a predicted model, not a curated record. Gene Ontology annotation, molecular function: phosphatase activity. Lineage: Eukaryota; Discosea; Longamoebia; Acanthamoebidae. Bases 1 to 921 code for a protein of 306 amino acids. The transcript has 7 exons.
AUGAAGAGCAACCAAGUCCAGAAAGUGUCGGACGUGCCCAAGUUCCUCGACUCGUUCGAUACCUUCCUUCUGGAUUGUGAUGGCGUGUUGUGGCGAGGCUCAACCCUGUUGCCGCACACCAAGGAAGUCCUCCAGCAGCUUCGCUCCAUGGGCAAGCGUCUGUUGUUUGUGACGAACAACAGCACCAAGUCGCGCGAGGACUACAAGAAGGUGUUUGCCAAGUUCGGGAUCGAGGUGUCGGCCGACGAGGUCAUCUCGUCGUCGUCGGCCGUCGCCCACUACCUCAAGGACGAGGCCCACUUCACCAAAACCGCCUACGUCGUCGGCGAGGCCGGCAUCACCCGCGAGCUCGACGCCCUGGGCAUCUCCUGGAUCGGCGGUGUCGACCACAAGGAGAACAUGACCAUGCAGGAGCUGGAGCACAUUGAACUUGAUCCUCGGAUCGGAGCUGUGGUGGUCGGGCUGGACACCAACAUCAACUACCGGAAGGUCGCCUACGCGCAGCUCCACCUCCGAAACCGCCCCGAGACCCUCUUCCUCGCUACCAACGCCGAUUCCACCUUCCCCUCCGCUGGCCACAUGCUGCCCGGCUCUGGCACGAUGGUGGCCAUGGUGGAGGCGUGUAGCGGCCGCAAGGCGUUGGUUAUCGGCAAGCCCAGCAAGACCCUGAUCGAUCUCGUCGUCCACCAGUACGGCCUCGACAAGGAGCGCACGUGCAUGGUGGGCGACCGGCUCAACACCGACAUCCAGUUCGGCCUCAACGGCGGCAUCUCUACGCUGCUCGUCUUGACCGGCGUCACCACCGAAGAAGAGCUCAUGAGCCCCGACAACCCCACUCACCCUCACCACUACAUUCCCGCCUUUGGCGAUCUCCUUCUUGCCUCGUCUUCUUCUCAUCUUCUUCUUCGUAAUACAACGUAA